AUGCGACGAAAUAGUAGAAUAUUUCUCAUCUUGCUAAGUUUCACAUUUGCAUUGCUACUAAUAGUGUUUGGCUUUGAUUCAUACAAGAAACCACCCCAGUAUCACAAGCUACCAAGGAUCAACUACCAUCAUAAUGGUAAAAACGUGAUAUUCCCCGCUAGUUUCCAACAGGGGGACGUGAAAGUGUUUUAUCUAGAUAAGCUUGGCGAGCUGCCGUCUCCCCACGAUUCCAUAUUCAAGAACCCCAUCAAGGGGUUGCAUAUCCCCGAUGUGGAGUACCAUAGCCACCAAGUUCAAAUUUACGAGUCUGCGCGCGCGAUAGACAGCGGCGGAAGGGUAUGUCAGGAGACGAGUCGGACUAUAAAUGUCCAAGUAAGUGAUGUCGAGAAUAGGAACAUUGAUUUGUAUCGCGUAUUGACGAAAUUCAUGAGGGAGAAUGGCGACUAUUAUCGAGAGUUGAAGGAUCUCCUUCCCGAUUUAGCAGAACAGCUCAGACUCAAGACGGUGCACAAGUACUGGUUUCAGUUGAUUGGCAGCUCGGUUUGGCUUGAGCAAUAUGGAGUUCACUUGAUGACCACGAGGAUUUUUUACACUCCUUUUGAAAGUAAAGUGAAACCGGUGUUUUCCUUUAUAUAUGUGCAAGUGUUUGAUCAACAUUGGCAAGAACUCGAUAAUGUUGAGCUUGUUAUCCCAACGGCGGAAAAUGAAAGUGGCUUCAAAAUUGUGCGAUAUCCGGGUUUUGCUCCUGUGCCAGCCUACCACAACUACAAGCAGCAAUCGGGCCGGUUCUACGGUGCAGAAGAUCAACGGCUUGUGUUGGUGCACAACUCGAUGGGGUUUGCUGAGCCCGUAAUUGUCUACAACUCCCACCAUCGCAAAGUGGUUAAAACCAAGAUGAAAAACGACUGGAGCAGCACGCUGCAGAUGAAAUCGUACCGCGGUAUAUUUGUCGGCUGGUUAUGGAGAACGCAAACGGGCAAGAACAAUGUAGACGAGCUAGACCAGGAACAUAAGGACAAGACAUAUAUCAAGGUGAAGGAGCUAUUGCUACCGAGUGGACGUCGAGAAAAGAAGGAGAAAAACUGGACUCCCUUUGUCAAUUUCAAAGAGCGGCAGCUUUUGGGGUACGAUAGCAAUUUGUACUUUGUCUAUCAGUUCCAGGACUUGCGGAUACUAAAGUGUUCACUAGCGGAAGAAGAUGAAAAAUGUGAAUGGGAAUACGAAGUGCGAAACGUGGUAUCAAUCAGCGAGUUCCGCGGCGGCACAGAAUUGAUGAGUGUCUCGCAGUUUGUCGCCGAGAACCCCCAAGUGGGAGCUUUGCAAGGUCUACGAGACCAGCUCGAAGGCGAAGAUUCGGAGAUGUGGAUUGGCUUUGCGCGCACAGCGUUGAAAGGAUGCGGCUGCGGCGUCAAGUUUUACCGGCCAAACUUGAUCGUAUUGCUCAAAGUCGGCACCGAGUACAUCAUAUCGCACACCUCCACAAGCAUCACGUUUGACGUGCCCGUAAUCAGCUGGGACGGAAGCGAUCAACUAUGCCGGGGGAAAAACUUGAUUAUGCCCAAUGGCAUAUCGAGCUGGCAGAUAGAUAAAGAGACGAAUGACGUGUUGACGCUUACGCUUUCGCGCGCAGACACCACCGUGGAUUUCAUCUACGUCAAGGGACUUGUGCAUGAACUAUUUGGCAAUUUGAACCGCAAACUCGCGGAUUAUAACAGCGAGAUUGUUUUCGAGUCUGAGCUAGUGCAUUGCGCCAUUGCCGGAGCAUUCAAAGCUUGUGAAAGCUAUUCGAUGGAUAAGGAUUACUCUGACGCGGGCGACGCCGAAGAGUUUAUAGAUGAAAUCUAA
Messenger RNA from Lodderomyces beijingensis, 1845 nucleotides. The record is from the annotation of a GenBank genome assembly. Lineage: Eukaryota; Fungi; Ascomycota; Pichiomycetes; Serinales; Debaryomycetaceae.